Astyanax mexicanus (Mexican tetra) is the source of this 3224-nucleotide messenger RNA. RefSeq names its product glucocorticoid modulatory element-binding protein 1. The record is from RefSeq and is a predicted model, not a curated record. Bases 1 to 1758 code for a protein of 585 amino acids. Gene Ontology annotation, biological process: positive regulation of transcription by RNA polymerase II. Lineage: Eukaryota; Metazoa; Chordata; Actinopteri; Characiformes; Acestrorhamphidae. Gene Ontology annotation, molecular function: DNA-binding transcription activator activity, RNA polymerase II-specific; RNA polymerase II cis-regulatory region sequence-specific DNA binding. Gene Ontology annotation, cellular component: nucleus. The transcript is spliced from 11 exons.
AUGAGUAAAGCUCAGUGUAGCAGGCCUACACAACUCUGGAGCGUUCCCCAGCUGUGCUCCACUCUGAACAGUGCGGGACAGGGCAGUGAUUUGGCUCGUGCGACCGGUGUGUGUGGAUCGCGUGCGAGGCGCCGCUUCUCGUGCCAGCGCUCCAGCUGCCUUCGCGCAGGAAGUGGAGCGAGACGACACGACGCAUGCGCACUGCGACCGACCAGCCGACGAUGCGCUCGGCUCGGUGGAAAAGAAAAGAGGAAAAGAAGAAGAAAAGUGUUGAGUGACCACAGUAACCAGAGCGUUGUGAUCACAAUGUCGGUGGGAGACGUAGUGAAGAUAAAGGAGGAGGAAGAUGUUCAUUGUGAUGGCCAUAAGACUCAGCUCAUCCUGCACCUUCAGUCUGUUUCCCAAGGGACAGAGAAGGAAAGAAGUACAACUGUUUUGGCUGUGGAGACUCAACAAGACGACAAUUCCGAGGGAGAUGAGGUUGAAUAUGGCUAUCCAAUCACCUGUGGUGACAGCAAGGCAGUUCUUCUGUUUAAGAAGUUUGUAUGUCCAGGAAUCAAUGUCAGAUGUGUUAAGUUCAAUGAUCAGCUUAUUAGCCCCAAGCAGUUUGUGCACCUGGCUGGCAAAGCUACACUCAAGGACUGGAAGCGAGCCAUCAGGCUUGGAGGAGUAAUGCUCAGAAAGAUGAUGGACUCGGGCCAGAUUGAUUUUUACCAGCAUGAGACUGUGUGCACCAACUCAUGCCGCAGCACGAAGUUUGAUCUGCUAAUCAACAGCACGCGACUGACACAGGGUGUGCAGCAAACACCAUCCUCCCCAGUUAUGGGACGGGUAAGCAUUGGAGAGGAGAUGCCUGACGAAACUGAUAGUGAUGUGGGUGACUCCUGGCCACCUCAAGAAAUGCCAGCUGCAAACAACGAAAAUGUCAGAAUGCACACAGAGGAGGUAUCUGAUGAAUCUUUGAAUCUGUGGAAGGGCAUUGCUGAGAUGGGGCUGAUGGGAGCAGUGGUAUCCACUAUUCGCUCAGAGCUGCUGGCCAUGCUGAGUGAAGUAGAGCGUCGGAGUGAGCAGGCUACCCUGCAAGAGUCAGAUGCAGCAGCUCUGAAUACGCUGACUCGGAUGUUUGGGCUACUGGAUUCAGUGAGGCAAGUCUUGGAUCUACAGCGAAAAAAGACUGAUGAGAACCAGCAGCACAUCCAUGACACACUCAACGUUCUUUCUGACCAGCUUAAUAAGCAGAAGACAAUGCUUGGUGUGUCCAAGCCCACUCCAAUCGAGCGACCCAGACUGCAGCGGCCUUCCUCCACCAGUGUGCUGUCCUCUUCACCAUCACCAUUCACUGUCCUCUCUCCUAUCACACUUGCCUCAUCCAGUCAGCCUCUGACAAUGGCUGGCCUGCCAGUGGCCAUGCUGGCCCAGUUGCCCUCUGGCAUCCAGCUGCUCCCUCAUCACACCAACAGCACUGCGAGCAGAGCAGGGGCUAUGACUGUAGCAUCCCCCAAUGGGCUCACAGUGCUUGGCACCGGUUUUGGGGAUGGGACCUCUGCAAUAGAGGUGCUUCACCUAAAGGGUGAGGGAGAUGAGGAAGAUAUGGUGUCAGUACUAAGGCAAGAUACUGGAGACUGGAGUGGCAGACAAACAAAGAACACAGCGCAGGAGAGCAGAGAAACAGGUGAUGUAGAGAGAGUUGUUGGUAGUGGAAAACUUAGCAGAAAACGGAGAAGGAAAAGUGAAACUUAUUUUUUUUAUACAGAGUGAUACAGUGCUAUAAAAAGGAAAAGAUCACCUUCUAUUUUGUUUAUUUCUAGUUAAAAAGGGCAUCAAAUGCAAUUUCAUUUAAGUGUUAUUUUGGAACAGAUAAGAAAAUCCACUUAGAUACGGAAGUGGAAAGUUAUUGUUAUGAAGCAGAAAAUGAGCUCAACUCUAGAUCUGGAAGAAAAUUGUUUUUGUCUGUCCUUCCAAGGAUGUAGAGCUUGCAAGAUAUCUUUACUAAGAUAUUUGCAAAUUAAAUUGCUGAACUACCCCAGAUUCCAGAUCUUGAUACCCCUAGAUUCCAGAUAAGUAUUAAUGUGUUUGAGAUGACGUGGAUGCUUGAAUUCAGAAAUUACUCAUUCUACUUACAAAACAACCAUAUCCUUUGUUACAGAGACUAAGGAUAAGGGGAGUGUAAGGUUUCCUGCCUCUUAAAAAAUCUUUAAAAAUGUAUAGUGGCAAUGUUUUGAAUGGAAAUAAAAUCAAUUAAUGGUGUUGUCCGACUUUUGCACAGAACUGUAGACAGUUAGAUAGAAAGAGUAACGUUUUAUGAUUGGCCAUUUUAUUUGAUAUCAUCCUGUAGAUGGUUAUAAAGUGUAUAAGAUAUGCAAGAUAUAAAUGUAAGGAAACCAUGUUUAGUUUAGUUUUAGGUUUAUUUGUAGAUGCUGUACUUGUGAUGUCACUGUUGCUCUGCUGUUAACUAUUUAAAGUUUCGUUGUUUUAUCAUGUACCUUAAUUUUUAUCUGUUCUGUUCUUUUUAAAUGUGCUUGAAAGACAUUAGAAAUCUAGCAGUAUUCAUGCGUCUGUUUGCAUAAAGUUGUCUGGCUUUAGCUGACCAAUCCAACAUACAUGUACAGUUUUCAAUAACAAGGAAAGAUACAAGGAAAGAGAAUAUUACUUUCUGUGCUAAAACCUUUCUGAUCUCAUAGGAAAAAUAUUUUUAUAAUCUGUGUUUAUAACUUUGGCUUUGUAUCAGUGUACAACUACACUUCAACUUUAAUGGAUUUAGACAAAAAUAGUCACAUAUUGAUAUUGAUGGAUUCUAUUUUACUAUAUUAUUAUUAUUAUUAUUAUUAUUAUUAUUUUCUGUAAAUAGGUUUGACAGGUUUCAUUUGUAAACCUGGUUUAUAGCUUCAAAUGAAAUAGGUUAUAUCUUAUGUUAAGUCUACCCUUAUAUCUGAUGUGUCUAGAAACUGGUGCUAAAUAUACCUCACUUACUUAUAAUUAAACAAGACUUUGUCACUGGGUUCGGAACCCAACUUUACACUUCUAUUUGAUUUAAUAAGCAAGUAGCAUCUUGUAAUGUUAUAAAAAUAUAAUAGAAUCCCGUUAAGUUGUGUGCACAUGUAGCAGUUAUAUUUCUACUGGUAAAAGUUACUUUAAUAUUUGUACAACAAUGUAAAUACAUUAAUGUUUUUAUGCUAUAAAAGCAUGUAAAUAAAAUUAUACUGUAAUUUGCAGAUACUACUGAA